This is a messenger RNA of Blepharisma stoltei, 1969 nucleotides long. The record is from the annotation of a GenBank genome assembly. NCBI's taxonomy places the organism in Eukaryota, Ciliophora, Heterotrichea, Heterotrichida, Blepharismidae.
AUGAUAGAUAGACUUCAAGAACUUAAAGGAGCUUCAAAUAACCCUUCUCAUGAAAUUUUACUUUCAGAUGUUCAGCCAUCAUCAGGCCCAAACAUGCAAUUUAUGCUCCAAAUUCGUAAAGCCCAAAAAUCUAUUGAACGAGUCCGAUCUAAUACUGACUCGUCCUUGAACUAACUCCCCCCCCCUUAAAUUGGAACAAAAUAUAGGUAAAAUUUCCACUUUUUUGGUAAAUUACCCCCCCUUUAAAUUGGAACAAAAUUUAAUUUUAUAAUAAAAAAUUAUAUAUAAUUUUUAUCUAAAAAGUUUUGAUAUAAGUUAAAUGUUUCUUUCUUAACUAAAAUUCAAAAUUUAGUUAUAUCUUGCUCUUCUUUAAAGAAGAUAGUAUAAAGAGCAUCUUAUUUAAAUAAAUUUAUUAUCCUUAAUUGUUAAAUUUAUUAUCCUUAAUUGUUAAAUUUAAAAAAAAAAAAUUAAAUUUUUUUUUUUUAAAAAUUUUUUCAAAAAAAUUUUUAUUUUUUUUGAUAAAAAUGAUAUUUUUUAUUUAAAUAGUUUUGAUAUAAAUUCAAUAGGAAUUCCUUAUAAAAUUUUUAAAAUUUACUUAUUUAUUGCUUUAAUUUAAAGAAUAAAAGCAUAAAUAACAUCUUAUUUAAACAAAAUUAGCACUUUGAUCGAUAAAUUUUCCAAUUUUUUUUUAUCAAUAAAAAUAAUAAUUUUUGUGUAAAUAAUUUUGAUACCAAUUAAUAGUGGCGUAUUAACUAAUAAUAAAAAUUUUAGUUAUAUCUUGCUUUGUUUUAAAGGAUAAAAGAGUAAAUAGCAUUUCAUCAAACAAAUUUAUUGAUCUAAUUCGAUAAAUUUUUUUUUAAAAUUUUUAUAUAAAUUUUUGUUUUUUAUAAAAAAUUUUUAUAUGGAUAAUUUUUUAAAAAAAUUUUCUUAACCCCCCUUUAAAUUGGAACAAAAUUUUUAGUUCCAAUUUAAAGGGGGGGGGGAGUAAGAGUAAACGCAAUUUAAAAAAAUAUUUCAUAUAAAUUUUAGAAUACCUACUUAUAGUUGAUAUAAGCAUUUUUUUCUAUAUUCUUUAUCUUAUUUUCAUAUACAUAAAUGCUUUCAUUCAUUGUAAAUAUGAUAUAUAUUAAUUGAUUAUUAUUUUUGAGUAAACAAAAACAAGAUUAGAAGUAUUAUAUAAAAGCUAAAAAAAGAAUAAAGCUUCGAUAGCAAGCAAAGUCUUUUCUUUCCAGAGGGAGAGAGUGAGCAAAUAAGAAUUUUAAAAGAUGAGUUCAACCAAUGCACCCAGCCAGAGCAAGAAGUUAAAACUAAUAAGCAGCUCAAAGAAUUAAUCGAUGUUAAUAACGGAGAACUAAACUCAGUCCGUGACAUUGCAGAAACCCUAGCAAAAACAAUCGAAGACGGUCGUGGGAACGCCAGUGAGACAGAAACAAGAAUGCGAGCUACGAUGCAUGCAACCUUGAUCAAGCAGUUUCAGCAAGCCCUGGGAGAAGCAGAAAAGGCACAAAAUGUGUUCACCGAAGCAGCUAGAAAUAAAACAGCAAAUCAGCUUAGAAUGGUUGACGAAAAUAUUUCUGAUGAAGUGAUUGAACAGUGCUUAGAAGAUCCGAGACAAGCCCAAAUGAUGGUUGAAAAGAAAAUGAUAGGAGCUCACUCUGAAAUAAUUCAGAUGGUAAAUAAUAUAGAAAGCAGACUUGAAGACAUCAAAAUGCUUGAACAAAAUAUAAAUAUCAUGCACAGGAUGUUUCUUGAUCUUGCAGCACUUGUUCACUCUCAAGGAGAACUUUUGAAUAGUGUAGAAAAGCACGUGGAUAAUGCUUCAGAUUAUGUUAAAAAAGCGGAAAAAGCGCUAGAAGGAGCUAAGGGGUAUCAGCAAAAAGCAAGAUGGAAAAAAUGCUGCAUAUUAGUCGCACUGCUGAUUAUACUCAUUGUGAUCAUCGUUCCUACUGUCACAGCCAAAACGCUAUAA